AUGUUUAUCCCCAUUCAGUCGCGCCUGCGCGGCAUGUCUCUCGCAAAGGCGACUACUCUCGCCCCCGUGGCCAGCACCGACCCUGCUCAGGUCACCUUCAGCUGGAGUGGCAGCUCAUUCGAGUCGUGUCCAUUGUCGACUCCUACCGCACCGCCGCCUACUCCCAGCGACUCUCUUCUGGACAUCAACCCACGCAAGUCCUCUUUCUCCAGCGAGUAUGGGAUGGGCGCUGCCUGUGCCUUCCCAUCCUGGCCCAACCGCCCCUCGCUCUCUAAUGCCGACUCGACUGAUUCAUACGCGAGUGCUCGCCUCUCAGACGAAGACUUGCUCUGGAUGCCGGAGAACGCCAACGUCGCUGUCGACGAGCCUGCCCUCCAGGCUCCCGAGCCCAUGUCCUCCAUGAGCAUGGAACAGCAACUGCAGCGCAUGCGUGUCAUCGCCGAGGAAGAAGACCGCGCCCGCUUCAUGGCCAAAGUCGAGGCUCAUGCCCGCGCCACCCAGGCCCUGCGCACGGCGAAGCUGGCGAUCGUCGACGAGCGCGAGAACACCAAGCAGAAGACACGCCGAGUGGUCCCCAACGGCAAACGACGAGCCCACUCGUCCUCGGCCAAGGUGACUUCGCGCACCUGA
This is a messenger RNA of Penicillium alfredii, 630 nucleotides long. RefSeq lists its product as uncharacterized. Bases 1 to 630 code for a protein of 209 amino acids. The record is from RefSeq and is a predicted model, not a curated record. The transcript has a single exon. NCBI's taxonomy places the organism in Eukaryota, Fungi, Ascomycota, Eurotiomycetes, Eurotiales, Aspergillaceae.